Molecule: messenger RNA, 573 nt
Organism: Perca fluviatilis (European perch)
Lineage: Eukaryota; Metazoa; Chordata; Actinopteri; Perciformes; Percidae
Product: complement C1q-like protein 4
Exons: 3
Coding region: 1-573 (190 amino acids)
Molecular function (GO): protein binding
Source: RefSeq, a predicted model, not a curated record
AUGAGAGCCUGUGCGACGGAUGAGGGUUCUUGUAGCUGCUGUGUGAUGCUUAAAGAGAUAAACAGGCUGAGGACAUACUUUAACACAACCAUGAAUAAUUUGGAGAAGGAAUAUUCACAAACAGCGCAAAGUCUCGACAAUAUCGAAGCCAGCUACACUGCCGUCUCUGUUGCUCUAUUCAAUGAGUUUAAGUGUCUCGGCUCCUACCCAAUCAACACCCUUGUCAUCUACAAACAUGUCUUCAUCAAUCUGGGUAAUGGCUACAGUGUGGACACUGGUAUCUUCACUGUUCCACGCUCUGGUGUCUACAGCCUCGCCCUCACUGUCUACAGUGACUCUGGUUCUCCUGGUAGCAAGUUGGACGCCUGCGCUGGUCUGCUGCUGAACGGCCAAUUGGUGGCAGCAACCAGAGAAAUAAAUAUGGAAGACCAAGAGGACAGCGCCACUAUUGUUGUUGCCCUCCACCUGACAGCUGGGGACAAGGUGGCGGUGAACCUGCCCAUUGGAUGUUUCCUUUGCGAUGACAGCAGCCACUAUAACACUUUCAGUGCUUUUCUGCUUUAUCCUGAAUAA